Daphnia magna is the source of this 1494-nucleotide messenger RNA. RefSeq lists its product as uncharacterized. The transcript has 4 exons. The record is from RefSeq and is a predicted model, not a curated record. The coding region runs from base 560 to 1078 and encodes 172 amino acids. Lineage: Eukaryota; Metazoa; Arthropoda; Branchiopoda; Diplostraca; Daphniidae.
ACAAUCCUACUUCAUGGUGACACACACACACACAGCAGCAACACGAUCUCUGUUUUCGACUCUAAACCAGAUUUUUUGUUCUUCUUAGUGUAAUAAUACCUAUGCAAUCAUCCAUCGUUCAUUUCAAUGGCUCUGAAGUAAAAAACGAUGGAAUGUAAAAAGAUUUUUUCUGUAUCUUGAAAGGUGAAAGUACAAAUUUGCCAAUCUUUAUACACAUAUGUACUGUAAUCCUGUCAAAAUGCAGCUCCAGAAUGUUAGCAGGAGACGUCAUCAGUAACUGGUUUAACAUAUUCAUACCUGUUUCUUUAUUGACGGGUUUUGGGAUUCGGCAAAAUGAAAGUUAACUUAGACAAGGUCAAACCUGUUUGCAAAUCGAGAUCGUAACAGAAUUAGGCUAAACGUGUUCUCCAGUCUUCCAUCGGCGACCGCAUUGAUUGCCAGAUUGUUUUGUGACCCAGUGACUACUUCGUAGCGAUCAAGCCUUUUGUAAUCACAGGCUUCUGUUUAAUCAUCCGAGCGUCACAAUUCAUACGUCCAUUGUCGUGAACACACAAUCGUCAUGUGCUGUAAAUUGAACCGAUUUUGUUGCUGUGCCUUUUCGCUGCAAACGGGUACGAAAGUCAUUGCCAAUGUUUAUUUGCUUAUUGAGGUUCUAGUGCUCACGUACUUUGGAAUAUCAGAGUACACAGGAUUAUUUUCCUCUACAGAUUUAAUCACGAUGGUGGUAUUAGCCAUGUUAAGCACGAUCCUGGUUCUCAUCUCUGCCACAAAGGAUAGUAAAGCGUCGUUUCUCAUGCCUUGGCUCUUCAUGUGCGCCAUUUUGAUUCUUGGUGGAAUGGGUUACGUUGGAUGGAUCGUCAUUCAAACUGGAGGUCAUGCAGUCAUCAUCUUUGGCUUCAUGUUGGUCGGAUUAGCUGGUCUUGAAGUGGCAGUCGUUUCAGUAGCUUCGGUUAUUGGAGCAGCCCUUUUUCUGUAUAACUGGUUGGUCGUCUUCAAUUACUACCAUCACCUGGUGGAAAAGAAAAGGCAGCCUUUUGAGGAAGAUGCUGCCUCCAUCAGUUACAUAAAGUAUCCUUAAUGACGAACCGUCGACUCACAAGUCAUUCCCUCCAACCAGACAGGAAUCCGAUCUAAUAUUAUAUGAUUUAAUAACAAAAUUUCGUUAUUUAUUUUAUGCACUGUCGAUGUAGUCAAGAACUCAGCGGCGAUUUACGUCCUUGAUGGCUAAGUAUUACUAUUUUUUUAAAUGUUUUCCCGUAGACCUAUAGUCUAUGAUUACCACGAUUGUCUCACUCGAAAUCGUUUAAAUUCACGUGUAAUUUAUAUCAAGGUGUGCACGACUGCAAAGGCUAAAAGCAUUUAUUGUCCAUUUAUUAAAAAAAUUAUCCAUCUAAAUUAUGGAACACCCCUUCGUUCGUUUAACCACUAUCACUUAUAUGUAAACAUUAUAGUGUACUCCCUCCUUUUUUUAAUACAAUUCCAUGGGUUGCCAAA